GCCGCCGAACGCAGCUCCCCCCGCCGCCCGCACCGCGCACCGGCCGCACGAGAGCGAGGACCGCGGAGCACCAGGACCGGAGUACCGGAACCCCCAGGACCGGACCCCCGGCACCGGAGCCCGCCGGUGUGAACCGGGACAGAGCCCGAGCGGCAGAGAGCUGAAGCGGGACUAACGUGACUUUUUCAGCGGAGCAGCGGAGGAGGUCCGCGGCGCGCGGAGGGGAAACUCCGCAAAGUUCCCGGGAAGGAGGCGCGGAGAGCGGGGAGAGAGAUCCGCCCCCCCAUCCAGGACCCCCCUCCGCUGGUCCAGCGUGCGGCUCAGAGACCGGCCUCAGUGGAUCAGGCGGAGUCCCGAUCCGCCCGGUUUUGACCCGGAGCUGCCGGAGGCCUCGAGAGGUGGAAUGGCACCUCCAUAGUCGCCCUCUUCAACCAAAUGCUCUGGGCCCUCGCCUCCGGGGAUGGAGCGCCGUCUCUCAGCGUGGCCGGUCCGCCCCCUGCUGUGUCUGCUGCUCUGCUCUGCGGCGGCCGGCUCAGGCUCCGCCCCCUCGGACCCCUACCCCACCUUUGUGAGAUAUGACACUCUGUUCGAGCACCUGGCCCUGCACCCCGACCCCCGCCGGGGCCGGGUCUACGUGGGGGCCCGGGAUCGCCUGUUCCAGCUGGACCGGGACCUCCAGCUGGAGCUGCAGGCCGACACCGGCCCCGUCAACGACAGCCGGGACUGCCUGCCGCCCGUCACGCCGAGCAACUGCCCGCACGCCAGGGAAACCAGCAACCACAACAAGCUGCUGCUGGUGGACCCCUACUCCCUGGAGCUGAUCACCUGCGGCAGCGUCAACCAGGGCAUCUGCCAGAAGAGGAGCCUGGACUCGGUGGACUCGGUCCGCUUCUCCGCCGACAGGCCGGUGGACACGCAGUACGUGGCGGCGAACCACCCCAACGUCAGCACGGUGGGGCUGGUGGUGCGCCCCCACCCGCACCGCCAGCCCGUGCUGUUUGUGGGGAGGGGCUACACCAGCAGCCACCCGCCCAUCUCCACCAGGAACCUGGCCCAGGAGCCCGUCUUCUCCUACGAGGAGACCGCCAAGCUGGCCGUGGCCGGCCGGCUGUCGGAGUACGACCACCACUUCGUGGCCUCGUUCGCGCACCGCCAGCACGUGUACUUCCUGUUCUACCGGCGGGACCUGCGCUCGCAGUCCCGGGAGUACCGCACCUACAUCUCCCGAGUGUGUCUGGACGACCAGGCCUACUACUCCUACGUGGAGGUCCCCCUGACCUGCCGGUCCAGGGCCGGCAAGGUCUACAACCUGCUGCAGGCGGUCCAGCUGGGCCUGUCCAAGGACCCGGCGGCGGCGCUGCUCCUCGGGGUCUUCUCCACCCGCCUGGCUUCUUCCACGCAGCCCAGCGAGGACUCGGCCCUGUGCACCUUCAGCCUGGAGGACGUGGACGGCAGGAUCGACUCCACCAGGGACCUCUGCUACACCCAGAUGGGGAAAGCGGCGGGGGCGGAGGCGGCCUACAUCGAGUACGAAGUCAAGUCCAACUGCGCCAACCUGCCCGAGAACACCCUGGAGGCCUACCCCUGCGGCUCCGACCACACGCCCAGCCCCAUGGCCAGCCGCAUGGCGGUGGAGGCGGAGACCAUCCUGGACAGCCCGUCGGCCCGCCUCACGGCCGUGGCCGUCAGCGUCAGGCCGGGACACACCAUCGCCUUCCUGGGAGACUCCAGAGGGAACCUGCACAAGGUGUUCCUGGGUCCAAACGGUGAGGUGGAGGAGUACUCCGUCAUCUCCAUCCAGAAGAACACAGCGAUCAGCUCAGACCUGCUGCUGGACCAGGAGGAGGAGCACCUCUUCCUGAUGACCCACAACAUGUUGCAGAAGCGUCCGGUGGCAGAGUGCCAGCAGCACCCGGACUGCCAGUCGUGCCUGCUGGCCCACGACCCGUACUGUGGCUGGUGUGUCCUGGAGGGCCGGUGUGUGCUGCAGGCUCAGUGUGGCCGGGGCAGCCAGCAGGGUCAGUGGCUGUGGAGCUUCGACAUGGAGCAGCAGUGUCUGGCAGUACAGGACCUCAACCCGUCCAACGUCAGCAGGGAGGACAGCAGGACAGUGUCCCUGUCCGUCCCAGGCCUCCCGGUGUUGGAGAAAGGCGAGUCGUACUCGUGCGUCUUCCAGGACAGCCGCAGUCCCGCCGUGGUGACUGAGGCCGGGGUGACCUGCCGCUCGCCGGACGGCGGCGGCGUGCCGGCCGUCCCUCCGGGACAGGAUUUCGUCACCGUCCCCCUGUCUCUUCGUUUCGGAGACGUCUGGGUCACGUCCAGAGACUUCACCUUCUACGACUGCACGGCCGUGAAGCAGCAGUCCGGCAGCAUGCCGUGUCGUGGUUGUGUCCUGAGCCGCUGGGGGUGUAACUGGUGCGUUCACCAGCACUCCUGCACCCAUAGGCCCACCUGCGAGGAGGGAGUGAUCAUCUACAACCAGCACUUUAAACUGCCCACCUCCUCCCCCCCCACCGCCAAAGCUGUGAAAGUCGUGACGACAGCAGCUGCCACCACAGCUGCCCCCUCCACCUCCACCACUACCACCUCCGCCGCCCCCACAACUACAACUACUGCCACCGUUGCCACGACGACAACAACAACCACCACCACCACCACCACCGUUGUCAUAGCAACCACUCAGGAGCUAACGUCCAUGCCUGCAACCAUUGCUCCCCCCACGACUGCUCCCAGCCCCGAGCCCGUCACCCCUCCGCCCGCCCCGCCCCCCCAGCCCGCCUCCACAGCUCCGCCCCCUCAAAUGACCACCGGGGGGGCGGAGCUCGUCACCUCCAGUCCGUCUGAAGGAGUCGGCACGGCGGCAGAGCCGAUGCCCGUUACCGCAGCCGGUCUGGACCCCGUGAUGCCCCUGAUGACCCCUGACUCCUCCCCCCUGGAAGUCCUGACAGAGUGGCCCCCCACCAGCCCCCCUGAGGAGGAGGAGGAGGAGGAGGAAGAGGAGGAGGUGGAGGAGGACGACGACGGAACCCCGCGCCUGGCCGAGCCUUCCACCGUCUCCUCCUCUGGCUUGGCCACGCCCACAGCCGUCCCCGACGCCGCCCGGACCCCGCUGCACCCGGAGGUGACCCAGGCUCCCACCGCGCCCCCCCCACAGCGCCCCCACACCCACCCCGACCCCGGGGUGCUCCUCUGGCCCCAGGAGGAGGAGACGGCCGUCCCGGCAGACAACGACACCGCCUCCUUCUCCGCCGCCGCCGUGCUGUCAGGAGACGGAGAGGUGGAGCACGGCCCCCCCUCCUACCCCCACCUGCUGGACUCCGACUCAGAGCUGGACUACCAGUACGAUGCUGCCGAGGCCUUCCUCCCGGGUGACGAGGGCUCCUACGUCAGCUGGGGCUCCUCAGCUUGUCCCUGUGUGGAGACGGUCCAGGGCUCGUCCCUCCUGCCUGUCAGAGUGGACCGCAAGAUCACUCUGCAGGCCCGCAACCUGCACCUGUACCAGGACUCAGACCUGGACUACGAGUGUGUCCUGGUCAUCGAGGGCCAGACGGUGGUGGUGGACGCCUACGUGGAGACGGACGACAUGAACCCGUCCAGCUUCGACAUCACCUGCCAGCUGCAUCAGUACUCCUAUUCGGCUCCGGUGGAGGAAUAUCGAGCCAUGGUGUACGUCAAGAGGAGAGACACCUUCCACGUGGACACGUCUCCAGAUCUGCACGUGACCCUGUACGACUGCUCGGUGGGCCGCUCGGACUGCAGCCGCUGCCACACGGCCCACCAGAAGUACGGCUGCGUGUGGUGCGGCGGUCCGCGGGCCAGCUGCCUGUACGCCCAGUCCUGCGGGGAGCCGGUCCAGCAGACCUGCCCCGCCCCCGUCAUCCACUCGAUCGAGCCGCUGUCCGGCCUGCUGGAGGGAGGCACCAUGCUCACCAUCUCCGGGUCCAACCUGGGCCAGCGGGCCGAGGACAUCCUCCACUCCGUGUCUGUCGCCGGCGUUCCCUGUACCGUCGUCCCCGGCCUGUACGAGGUGUCGUCCCGGAUCGUGUGUCGGACCAGAGCCAGCGAAGAGAAGGAUGGGAAGGUGUCGGUGAAAGUGAGCGGAGGAGAGCUGGGAGUGUCCAGCCAGACCUUCAGCUACCAGGACCCUUCUGUGAUGGCGGUGUCACCGAGGAGGGGCCCCAAAGCUGGAGGAACAACAAUCACCAUCAGUGGAAGACACCUGCUGACGGGCCGGGCCUCCGACCUGUCUGUCACUGUGGGAGGGGCCUCCUGCACCAUAGUUUCGGAGGUGCUCAGCUCCGAGGUGCAGUGUGUGACGGGCAGCAGUAACCGGACGGGGGAGCAGCGGCUCACGCUGCACUACGGCAGCAGCCAGCGGCACCUCCACCCCUCCACCUACCGCUACACCCACAACCCCAACGUCAGCCACGCCGCUCCAGCCAAGAGCUUCCUGGACGGGGGUCGGAUCAUCUACGUGUCGGGACACAACCUGGACGUGGUGCAGGAACCGCGGAUGGUGGUCACGGUCACUCCCUUCGAGUCUGUGAGCCAGGACCGGAGGAGGAGGAGGAGGAGGAGGAGGCUGACCAGGAUGGUUCCUGAACACAUCUGCCCUGGAGGAAGCCGGUGCUCUGUCAGACAGUUCACAGAGCGCUGUGAGGUGAACUCCUCGUCGCUGCUGCUGUGCCGCUCCCCCAUGGUGGACCGCUCGGUGUGGGGCUCUCAGCUGGCCGUGGAGUUCCUGCUGGACAACCUGCGGUUCGACUUCAGCAGGUUGAGUCCGCAGCCCUUCAGCUACGAGCCCAACCCCGUCCUGAGACCCCUGAACCAGCAGGACCCCCUGAAGGCCUACCGGUACAACCCGGGCAGCUUCAUCCAGCUGGAGGGAGAAAACCUGGACCUGGCCAUCAGUAAAGACGAGGUGGUGGUGCUGGUGGGGGAGGGUGUGUGUGCCGUCAAGACCCUGACCAGGAACCACCUGUACUGCGAACCUCCGCCUCAGCAGCCGGCGUCCGGAGCCAACGGCAAGAAGCGCGAGGGCUCGGACAGCCUGCCGGAGUUCACCGUCCGCAUGGGAAACCUCAACUUCUCCCUGGGGAAAGUCCAGUACGACAACCUGAGCCUGUCCACCUUCCCCCUGGAGGCCCAGAUCGGCGUCGGGGUGGGGGCCUCCAUCGUGGCCCUCAUCGUCCUCAUCAUCGUGCUCAUCUACAGGAGGAAGAGCAAACAGGCCCUCCGGGACUACAAGAAGGUCCAGAUCCAGCUGGAGAACCUGGAGACCAGCGUGAGAGACCGCUGCAAGAAAGAGUUCACAGACCUGAUGACGGAGAUGAUGGACAUGUCCAGCGACCUGGUGGGCUCCGGAAUCCCCUUCCUGGACUACAGGAAGUACGCGGAGCGCAUCUUCUUCCCCGGCCACCGGGAGUCGCCCCUGCGGCGGGACCUGGACGUCCAGGAGUGCCGGCGGCAGACGGUGGAGCAGGGCCUGGUGCAGCUGUCCAACCUGCUGAACAGCAAGCUCUUCCUCACCAAGUUCAUCCACACCCUGGAGAGCCAGCGGACCUUCUCCCCGAGGGACCGGGCCUACGUGGCCUCCCUGCUGACCGUCUCCCUCCACGGCAAGCUGGAGUAUUUCACCGACAUCCUGAAGACCCUGCUCAACGACCUGGUGGAGCAGUACGUGGCCAAGAACCCCAAACUGAUGCUGAGGAGGACCGAGACGGUGGUGGAGAAGCUGCUGACCAACUGGAUGUCCAUCUGCCUGUAUGCCUUCCUGAGGGACUCGGCGGGGGAGUCUCUGUACAUGCUGUUCCGGGCCAUCAAGCACCAGGUGGAUAAAGGUCCGGUGGACGCCGUGACAGGAAAAGCCAAGUACACCCUGAAUGACAACCGCCUGCUGAGGGAGGACGUGGAGUACCGCACCCUGACGCUGAACGUGCUGGUCCAGGGCGGGGGGGUCAACGAGAGCCAGCCCCUCCCCUCCAAAGUGCUGGACUGUGACACCAUCACCCAGGUGAAGGAGAAGCUGCUGGACCAGGUCUACAAGGGGACCUCCUUCUCCCACCGGCCCCACGCAGACUCCCUGGACCUGGAGUGGAGGUCUGGAGUCGCCGGUCACCUCAUCCUGUCAGACGAGGACUUGACCUCGGUCGUUCAGGGAAACUGGAAACGUCUCAACACCCUGCAGCACUACAAGGUCCCGGACGGAGCGACGGUGGCUCUGGUCCCUCGCCACACCAAACACAUUCACCACGACAACCACGACUACGUGGCGGGAGAGAAGACCCCCAUGCUGGAGGACGCAGACGAGGGGGGGGUGCGGCUGUGGCACCUGGUGAAGGCCAGCGAGGAGCCGGAGCUGCCCAAGCAGCGGCGGGGCAGCCUGCGGGAGCGGGAGCGGGCCAAGGCCAUCCCCGAGAUCUACCUGACCCGCCUGCUGUCCAUGAAGGGCACGCUGCAGAAGUUCGUGGACGACCUGUUCACGGUGAUCCUGAGCACCAGCCGGCCCGUCCCGCUGGCCGUCAAGUACUUCUUCGACCUGCUGGACGAGCAGGCCGGGCAGCACGCCAUCUCCGACCCCGAGACCAUCCACAUCUGGAAGACCAACAGUCUGCCGCUCAGGUUCUGGAUCAACAUCGUGAAGAACCCUCAGUUCAUCUUCGACGUCCAGGCGUCCGACCACGUGGACGCCGUGCUCUCCGUCAUCGCGCAGACCUUCAUGGACUCCUGCACCAUCGCAGAGCACAAGCUGGGCCGGGAUUCUCCCAUCAACAAGCUGCUGUACGCCAGAGACAUCCCUCGCUACAAACAAAUGGUGGAAAGGUACUACGCUGACAUCCGGCAGACCAUCUCCGCCAGCGACCAGGAGAUGAACUCCGCCCUGGCUGAGCUGUCCCGGAACUACUCUGGAGAGCUGAACUACCUGGUUGCGCUGCACGAGCUCUACAAGUACAUCAACAAGUACUACGACCAGAUCAUCACGGCCCUGGAGGAGGACCCCACGGCCCAGAAGAUGCAGCUGGGCUACCGGCUGCAGCAGAUCGCCGCCGCCGUGGAGAAUAAGGUCACCGACUUGUGACGGACAGACCGGCUCCCCGCUGGGGGGAGGGCCGACGCCCCCCGUCGACCGCCGACAGACUCGGGUGUCCCGGCGCCUCCUGCGGGCUCAGACCCCGGCUCCCCGGGCGGGGGAGGGACACGUGGACACACGUCUGGGGACAGGGGACAGGGGACAGACCCCGCUGGAGUCCAGUCUGUCCCACUGCAGCCGAACCUCUGGACACUCUGCUGUCGCUCCACACUCACUCCAGUCUGUGAGUGUGUGAGUGAGUGUGUGUGUGUGUGAGUGUGUGUGUUUGUGUGUAGUUUCUGUGCUGCAUUGUCACAUUUCUGGUUUUAUUCCCGUUUUAUUUCCGUGGUGUUGAACCGACAGUUUCAGACAUCAGCGCUCUUUUUAAACCUUGAAGACCGACCUCCCUGGAGGGCUUCCAGCUGCAGCCUCCGCCAUUGUUUGUGUUUGAAGCCCAGAGGUCAGGGUCAGGGGUCAGCCGGGGGGACAUUCCAGGCACCAGAGGAAUCCGCCUGGCUUUACUGCAGAGAACAUUCAGAGCCGGACACGUCCUGACCGCCGUCUGCCCCGGCACCGUCCAGCAGCUCGGCUCACGGGCCAGGUGUUUGGCAGGAGAACCCCCCCCCCCCCCCCCCGGCGUUAUCAUUAUCAUCUGGAAUCUGGACAGGCUGCAGUUACUCUCCAUUCAUCCUGUUCCUGUUUGUAUUUAUAGUCAGAAGCUUCCUGUCUGGGUGUGAAAGGUCAAAGGUCCUGCAGCUCUGAGGGUACUGGCAGUCUGUCUUUUUAAUAUUUCAUGUUUUCAUGUGAACGUGUGUGUGGUGUGUGUGGUGUGUGUUGUGUGUGUGCGCGUUGUCCAUGCUGAAACAUUCCUCUCUGGUUCAUGGUGUGACCACAGGGGGGCGCUGUGUGGCUGCUGACCACCGGGUCGGGACGUGACGUGAGGUACUGACAGGGCUGGCACGCACGCACGCACGCACGCACGUCUCUCAGGGUUCUGUGAGGUUAGUUUGAGCAGCGCUCCCUGUUCCACAGACCUGGUCCGGUCCGCUCCCCACACAGCCUCCUGUGUGUGUGUGUGUGUGUGUGUGUGUGUGUGUGUGUGUGUGUGUGUGUGUGUGUGUGUGUGUGUGUGUGUGUGUGUGUGUGUGUGUGUGUGUGUGUGUGUGUGUGUGGCUCAGCAGGUAGUCUCUCCUAACAGACUAACGCCUGCCGGAGGCCUCCUGUAGCUGUUAGGGUGUAAACCUUGUCGUGUAGAGCAGGCUCUGCCUCCAGCAGCGUGUUAAUACGACUGUACAUAAUGAUGUGAUUUCAGAUGGAACUAUAGUGUUUUAACCUGUUUAAUAAAGGGUACGAAUUCUCACAGAUGUAAUAAAGUAUUCUUAAAACCAA
This is a messenger RNA of Salarias fasciatus (jewelled blenny), 8458 nucleotides long. It is a transcript of the gene plxnb1b, whose product is annotated as plexin b1b. The record is from RefSeq and is a predicted model, not a curated record. Gene Ontology annotation, cellular component: semaphorin receptor complex; plasma membrane. Gene Ontology annotation, biological process: negative regulation of cell adhesion; regulation of cell migration; axon extension. Bases 461 to 7078 code for a protein of 2205 amino acids. The transcript is spliced from 39 exons. NCBI's taxonomy places the organism in Eukaryota, Metazoa, Chordata, Actinopteri, Blenniiformes, Blenniidae. Gene Ontology annotation, molecular function: protein binding; semaphorin receptor activity.